AUGAGUUCCAUCUCGCAGCUUGACGGCACUUGCUCAGCCACAGGUUGCAACUCCGAUGGCCCUUCGGACGAGCCGUGCGACCAGUGCACAGCUGCCGUGCAGGUGCAGCUAUCGACCAGCACCCCCGAAAACAAGGCCGUCGUCGACACCAAUCUUGAGGCAGUUGCCGAGCCUUCUCCGAAAGAGCCUGAGCCUCUUCCCACAAAGGUCGGAGGUAUCUCUGGAGAGCCCGCGGGCAAGAAGCUCAAGACCAUCGCGAAACAGCUUAUGUUGAAGAAGACAAACUGUGUGUGGCUCUACAAUACACUGCACAAUCUGCCCCGCUUCUUGUUUAUGGUUUCCGUACUAAUGUCGUCCAGAUUUCGGAACCUCUUGAGCGGCUGCAACGAUCCGUUGAGCAAGCAGGGCUUCCGCGUGAGCUCAAGCGUGCGUGCCUUUGAAGCUUGA
Sporothrix schenckii 1099-18 is the source of this 447-nucleotide messenger RNA. RefSeq lists its product as uncharacterized. The coding region runs from base 1 to 447 and encodes 148 amino acids. The record is from RefSeq and is a predicted model, not a curated record. NCBI's taxonomy places the organism in Eukaryota, Fungi, Ascomycota, Sordariomycetes, Ophiostomatales, Ophiostomataceae. The transcript is spliced from 2 exons.